GCUACGCGUCCAUGGCCGGUCAGCCGGGAGCUACGGCGGGGCGGCUCGGCCCGGAGGUGGGAGGGCGGGCGGCAGGUGUGGGCGGGGCGGCGGCACCGGGAGGCGGUGGGAACCGAGCACCUGCCCCGAGCUCCGGCCCGACCCGACCCGGAAUGACGAGAGGGUCUCCGGGUGCGGGGCCGGAGGGCGGAGUUUGUCCCGCAGUGCGGAGUGUGGGCGACUCAGCGCUUGGGAACGGCGCUGGUGGCACAGCUGAAGUGAAAGGGCAGCAAGGAGAGGGCAGUGCCGAGCGGUUCUCAGCUCAACCUCUGCCGCUGCCUGGCCCAACAUGAUGAGACAUCGAGACUGAAGAAUGCAGGUGAUGGCGCGAGGAUACAGGGUGUGCACUUACACUGCUCCGUAAACUGCUCUCUUCAAACAGAGGGGGUUUGGGACUGGGAGAUGUGUGUGUACACACACACACUUAAAAGCAAAUAAAGCAAAUAAGUAAAUGAAUAAAU
Messenger RNA from Coturnix japonica (Japanese quail), 500 nucleotides. The record is from RefSeq and is a predicted model, not a curated record. NCBI's taxonomy places the organism in Eukaryota, Metazoa, Chordata, Aves, Galliformes, Phasianidae.